AUGAUAAAAACUUAAUUAAUUGACCUUUUAAAAUUAACAGAAGAAGAACUUAAAAAGACUGUGAUUGUUAAACAACAUCCAUAAAAUGAGUAAAUUUUCUUCAUGCUUUUGAAUUAAAAAGCCAAUACUUUUACACAUAAAUUUGUGAGAGAAAUACAUGAAGCUUUAACAAUAGUAGAAUAACAUGAAGGUCAAACAGCAUUAAUAACAACAUCUUUACAUCCAACAGUAUUUAGUGGUGGAUUAGAUCUUAAUGUUACAGGAGUAAUUAUCAAUAUAAGAUAGAAUAUGAAUAUAUACGAUAGAAAUAAUUUUGUUCUUGAAUUUAUAAGAUUAUUAGGAAGAUUAUUAAGAUAUCCAGUACCAACAAUAGCUUUAGUAAAUGGACAUGCAGUAGCUGGAGGAUGUAUGUUUAUGUUUGCUCAUGAUUGGAGAAUAGCAAGAGCUGAACCUAAAAAAGCACAUUGUUCAUUACCAGAAAUUGAAAUAGGUUAUUAUUUUAUAUAUAAUUUAAGGUAUGUAUUUACCUCCAGGAAUGAAUGCAGUAUGCUAAUGUAAACUUACACCUAAUGUUCAUAGAGAUUUAUGUUUGUUGGCUAGAAGAUAUGAUCUAGGUUCUGAAGGUUUACAAUAUUAAAUUGUUGAUGGAUUAGCAACAGAAGAUAAAAUUGUAGAAGCUGCUAUCUAAAAAGCUUAGGCUGUCUCUAAAUAUGGGUAAGAUAAAGAAAAUUUUACUAAAAUUAAAGAAGAAAUGUAUCGAGAUGCAAUUAAAGCUUGUUUUAGCAGAUAAAUGGCACCAGGAAAUGCAUAUGAUCUAGGAUUGCCAAGAUUAUGA
Molecule: messenger RNA, 835 nt
Organism: Paramecium sonneborni
Lineage: Eukaryota; Ciliophora; Oligohymenophorea; Peniculida; Parameciidae
Source: the annotation of a GenBank genome assembly